This is a messenger RNA of Amphiprion ocellaris (clown anemonefish), 2294 nucleotides long. It is a transcript of the gene itk, whose product is annotated as IL2 inducible T cell kinase. The record is from RefSeq and is a predicted model, not a curated record. Gene Ontology annotation, molecular function: non-membrane spanning protein tyrosine kinase activity; ATP binding; protein binding. Lineage: Eukaryota; Metazoa; Chordata; Actinopteri; Pomacentridae. The transcript has 17 exons. Gene Ontology annotation, biological process: intracellular signal transduction; adaptive immune response; NK T cell differentiation. Bases 121 to 1974 code for a protein of 617 amino acids.
UCACGGCAUCUAUCGUUUUAUCAUCCCCAAUUUUUUUUUCAGUUUCACUGUCACUGCGAGGCACUCAGUCUCUCUGUGUAUGACGAAACCGUAGUCGUUGUGUUGUCCGUAGCUGGCACCAUGUUCCCCAGGGUGAUUCUGAAGGGAACUAUGAUCAAAAAAUCUCAACAAAAGAAAAGAACAUCACCAUCUAAUUACAAGGAGAGAUUUUUUGUGUUGGACACCCAAGACCUGAAGUAUUCUGAGCGUCGUCCUGGAAAAAAACCCAUGCAGAAAGGUUGCAUCGAGCUGUCCAGAAUUAGGUGUGUGGAGAUUGUGUGCAGUGAUGUCCCCAUUCCAUGCAACUAUAAGUAUCCUUUUCAGGUUUUUCAUGAUAACCAUUACCUCUACAUUUUUGCCCCUGAUAAUGACUGCCGACAGAGAUGGGUGAGAGCUCUCAAAGAGGAGACAAAGAACAACAAUUUGGUUGCAAAGUUCCACCCAAACUUCUACAUGGAUGGAAAAUGGAGAUGUUGCCAGCAAACAGAGAAACUGGCAGCAGGUUGUCAUGUAUACGACCCAGUGGGCUACGCUUCUAAAAAGCCGCUUCCUCAUCUCCCAGAUCCAGAGUGGGGAUUGCAGGAUUCUGGACAGCAGAUCGUCAUCGCUCUGCAGGACUACACGGCACUGGGAGACAAUGACUUGUCUCUUCAGAAAGAUCAGGAGUAUACUCUGAUCAAUAACUCCCACCCUGACUGGUGGACAGUACAAGAUGACGGAGGGAACACAGGUUUUGUUCCCAGUACGCUCGUUGCUGAAAAAUCUGGCAACAACUUUGAGAGAUUUGAAUGGUACAACAAAAACAUUAACAGAGGAGAAGCAGAGGAUUUGUUAAUGAAAGAGGGAAAAGAAGGUGCAUUCAUGGUGCGAGACUCCAGACAAGCAGGAGUCUACACAGUGUCAGUGUUCACCAAAGCUCCAGGGUCUAAUGGGGAGAAGAAUCCAAGAGUGAAACAUUACCAAAUCAGGCAGACAGAAACAGGCCAGGCUGCAUUUUACCUGGCAGAGAAGUACCUGUUCAGCACCAUUCCAGAACUAAUUCAUUACCACCAACACAAUGCUGCCGGUCUGAUAACACGCCUCAGACACCCUGUCUCUCAAGGUGGAGGCUGCACCAGUGAAACUGUGGACCCCUCAAAAGAUCAGUGGGAAGUGAACCCAGAGGAGCUGACGCUGGGUCGGGAGUUGGGCAGUGGUCAGUUCGGGCUGGUGCUGGAGGGCAGAUGGAGGGAGAGGAAGGUGGCAGUGAAGAUGAUACGAGAAGAGUGCAUGUCAGAUGAGGAUUUUAAAGAAGAAGCGAGGGUUAUGAUGAGGCUGUCUCACUGUAAGCUGGUACAGCUGUAUGGUGUGUGCACUCAGCACUCUCCCAUGUGGCUGCUGUUUGAGUUCAUGGAAAACGGCUGUCUGUCAGACUACCUGCGAGCCAGGAAAGGGCGUCUGUCUCAGGAUACCAUGCUGGGGAUGUGUGUGGAUGUCAGUGAGGGGAUGGCUUACCUGGAGAGCUCCAACUUCAUCCACAGAGAUCUGGCUGCCAGGAACUGUCUUGUCGCAAAGAACAAUGAAGUGAAGGUGUCUGAUUUUGGCAUGACUAGGUUUGUUCUUGAUGAUCAGUACACAAGCUCUCAGUGCUCCAAGUUCCCAGUCAAGUGGUCAGCCCCAGAGGUCAUCAGAUACUGCAAGUUCAGCAGCAAGUCUGACGUCUGGUCAUUUGGUGUGCUCAUGUGGGAGGUGUAUAAUGAAGGCCGUCUUCCCUAUGAGAACCGCUCUAAUGCAGAGGUGGUGGAGUCCCUGAACGCUGGCCUGAGGCUCCUGAAGCCUCGCUUGGCUUCAGACUCUGUCCACCUGCUCAUGGAGUGGUGCUGGAAGGAGAAACCAGAAGAUCGGCCAUCGUUUGCCCUCCUCCUACAUGAGCUGGCCUCCCUGGCAAACCUGUGAACCAACAUAACAUCUGAGGAUGAUCAUUCUGAACCGAGCUAUAUUUAUUUUAUUUAUUGAUUUAAUUACCCAUUGCUUGUGUAAUUGUCCUGGGUGAAGUUAAGAUGAUUACAAAACACAGUUUUAUAUCCUUGUAUUUUGCACUUUAUUUGUUUCAUAGCUCUGUAAACUACUCUUGAGAAGAUCCGUACAGUCCAGUCACAGCUACUACAUUUCACUGCAGGGUUAUGUAAAGGUUUCAGUUAUUCUCUGUAUAUUAAACAGGUGGAGUGGGUAUGUUGUUUACCAGUUGUUAAGUAAAUAAAUCUUUUGCAUCAUUA